CAUCGACACCACACAUCGCAGCUGACCGUCGCAGGAGACGGAGCUUGCCGCGACGAAAAAGCCACUUUUCUCCCUUUAGAUAUCCCCAAAUCUUCUUCCUCACCAUGAGCGAGGGACGAGACACCGACGAGGACCUCCUGAGUGACUACUGGGUGACGUCGUGGGAGCAGCAGACGGCUCAGGAGCUGGAGAGCGAGGCCGACCGCCAGGAGCUCCUUCGGGCCGAGGCGGACGAGGCCAACGAGACGAUGUGGGCGCUCUUCCAGCAGGCCGCCCAGUGCGUGGCGCUCAUGUACAAAGGUGCAGCAGACAGCCAGAACUCAAUUUGGGUGCCAUUCCAGACAGCUGCCGGACACAUCACAGCACUCUACAAAGAGGCUGUAGAGUCAGUGCGACGCAGUGGAGAGGCAGGAGUGCAGGCAGGGUAUCAGCGACGCACACGAGAGGUGCUCAACUGGGCCCGCAGGAGGAGACACAUCCGCCGUGAGGAGUUGAUAGCAUUUUUAGCUGGCAAGACACCCCCACCCAGAGCAACCCACCUCAGAGGUUCUCCCCGCACCCGCAUAUCACUGGAACGCAUGAGCCCACGCCUGCCCAGCCCUCACCACCACAGUCACGUACACCCACACACACACAACCCAGAGCCAGACCUCAACACCUUCAAAGAAGCUCUGGGGAUCUCAGGUCAACCAAGUAUAAAUGUACGUCCAUCCCCAGUCGGGUCACCCACCCUCUCCUCCCGCCGGCGGAAUUCAACACACUUGCCUGAGCUCCAGGCUUUCAUAUGUGAUGAAUUUGCAAGAAAUAAGCGGCCAGCACCCUCAUCUUCUCCCACCCAUGAUGUCACCAUGGACUCACCUCAGCACAAACGCUCUCGCUUUACUUAAAGAUAUGAGUUAGAUUUUUUUUUUUUUUUUUAUUGUAGUUACUGCUGUUUUUUUCAAUUAUUUUUUUUAUUUUAUUUUAUUAUAUUUUGUGACAGCCUCUUUCACUGUGCCUAAAGGUUGGAUUUUUCAGUGGGGAAGUUAUCUAUUUGAUUUUGAAGUUGCAAAUUAUAGAAGAUAGUACUGAUUCUUAAGAAAAUCAGAAUUUUAAUUUUUUUUUUCCAUCCUCUUUUUUUCAUUCAUUAUUUAUAUUUUCAUGCUAUUUUUCUUACCAGACAGUAUAAUUAUGUAAGGACCCUGAAUGGCCCUCUUUUGAAGGUCGUGUAGUAGGUAAUGUACUUGAAAGACUCUAUCUGUCAGGUAUAUUAUCUUGGGCCUGAUUUAAUUUUGUUUAUACAGAUAUAGGGAUCUAGAAAUGUAAAAUUUUAACAAUGUUCUAUAUUACUCAAAGAUAUGAGUUCUGAUAAGUCGUGAAUUCCCUGUCCCCUCCUCGUCUCCUUUCCUCUUCUCUUCUAUUUUCCCAUCUCUACUCUCUCUCUCUCUCUUUCUGUCUCUCUCUCUCACUCUCUUUCUCUCCAUUCUACUCCCUCCUCUUCUUGCUCCUCCCUCUUAUCUUCUGUAGAAUGUCAAUGGAUAACUUUAAUGCUCUUCAGCCUGAGACAGACAUGAUGCAUAGACCAAUGAGUCAUGUCAUUGUGCCUAUUCCUUUGUAAAUACUUGUAAAGAAAUAAACAUUUUGAGAGGUCGUAUCCUCAGAUAUCCUCAGAGGUUUUGUGGCCUCGUGAAACAAGAUGAGAGCACAAAAGUUCACUCGUGAAGAAAACAAGUGUCUUUACAAAAAAAAAAAAAAAAAAAAAAGUUUAUUAAAUGUGUAUGAAGAUGAUACACAAAUCAUUAUUGUAAGGUAUCGUUGAUAAAAGUGUAUGGAAAUAUUCAGGUUACAAAUUGCAACAGCCAAAAUUAUUCUUAUUCACACUUCUGAGCACUUUAACUGAAUGAGGCUAGAGUACACAAAAAUGAUCAGGCAGGUUAUAUUAGCUUGUCUUAAAGUGUACAGACUUGACAUUACUUGGUAGUUGAAAACUGCAAUAUUUAUCUUUAGAUUUUGUUAUAGUGUUUGAUUGUGGUUAUUAUAUGUAAUGUCCUGGACUCCUUCAGUGAAAGUGUUUGGGGAGGUAUUUUUUUAUUAUCAUUAUUAUUAUUAUCAUUUUUUUUUUUUUUCUCUCUCUCUCUUGUUUCUUUUUUCAUUUAUAUCUCUUGAAUAGGAAACAAUCUAGGGAAAGUAUGUUUGAUAUAAAAAAGCAACUUCAGAGGCCAGCAGUUUUAUGCACUUUGGUAAAAGAAAUGAGGUAGAGGACACACCUAACCGUGGAAAACAAGUUUAAAAUACAAAGCAAAUACAAACCCACAGCUGGCUCAAAUCAGCCAGUAAUAGUGUAAGAAAUCUCUCAAAGGUCUCUAAAAGUAGAGGAGCAAACAACGUGAUACCUCUUUUUAAUAUACAUUAUGUAUGGAUAAUAUAAAGAAGUUAGUAUUUAAGGUGUUUUCAGUGAUGCACUUUGUAUGCAAAACUAGUCCCAUACAGGAGUUUUGCUUACCCUGUACAUGCUUCCAGUUUUCUUGCCUUGGCCCUCAAGAAACUGUCCCUUUUCACCUGGCUUGUAAUUUACAAUUGUACUUUGUGACUUGUUAUUAUAAAUAAUGGUCCAGAAUUGUUAAUAAAUGAAAUUUCUAAUGUGGUUCCUAUUGCCUGGAAUAUUUUUUAAAAUUAGUGUUAGAUACCAUUUUUGUAUGAUUUUUUUUUUUUUUGUUGACUUUUUCAUGUAGUAAAUUAGGCCUUGUAUAUGCUAAAAACAAGAAAAAAGAAGUAAAACCUUGCACAACCAGCUAAAAACAAAAUUAUGUUAUGAUAGUAAUCUCAGUCUUGUUUGUGAAAGAGAUAGUUCAUGGUUUGCAAAAGACGUAAAGACAGCAUCAGUCAAAGGGAUGUCCAUUUCAGUGGUUAGGAGAUAUGACACCGAGUUGGGCUCCUACAGUGAAACAAAGUUUAAUCUCAUAACAAUGCUGUAAGCAUUGCUGUACUAGAUAUAUAGAGGGGCCAUUUUUCUGUCAAUAUGACCAAGGUUAAAAACAAAUUUAGACCAAAAGGAAUGUUUAAAAUGGGAGUUAAAGAGGAGUCAUUUAUUGAGGAAACUUAAAAAAAAAAAGUGGGGGGAUACAUAUGAGCCAUAUUUGCAUGAACCAUCAUGCCCAGUGGGCAGGAGCAGGAAGCCCAUCUUUGGCCAACUUUGAAAUUAAACCAGUGGGAUGCCCUUACCUGAAGCUGACUCACCCACUGAUUGGUUGUACUGCCUAUUGCUAGUAGCGGCUGCCACUGAUUUAUGAAUUCAUGUCAACAGAAAUCACCAAUGUGGCUAAAGGAAUUUGCCCACUGGUUAUGCCUGAUCAUGUGGACAUAGCUUUAGAUGAUAUAGGUUUUUAUCAAGAUAAUUAUCUAGUAAUUAUGGCUAUAUUGACAGGGCUUAAGAUAACAGCAGCAAGAACAAAAAUAUAAUUAUUUAAGCAACUUGGCAUCUCCUCAUCAGUGCUGGAGUAGACAUCUUUGCAAAGUGUGAGAAAAGGUAGUGCAACAUUAAAUGCUUCAUUUUUGUUAUAUUAUUUGUUUUCAUGUUUGAUAUUAUCCCCACUGCAAGUGCAUCACAUUGUAAAAUAUUCAGUUUAUGUGUACAUAGGUUUUAUUUUUAUGUACUUUUUCCCCCCUUCCCUUUCUUUUUUUAUUUAUAUAUAUAUUUUUUUUGUCCUACCUCUCUUCUAUUCUCUCUUUGCUUUCAAUUGAUUGUGCCAUGUUAGAUCUCCAAAUUUCUUUCCUCUUUUUCCUUUCUUUUUUGUAUAUAUAUAUAUAAAUAUACAUAUAUAUAUAUAUACAUGCAUACAAGACAAAAGGUUGGUCAGUUUGAGGAGUGGGGGGAAAUAGUAAUGCAAUGUCUUAAUCAUGUGCAAGUGUCACCGUGUGCAUUUAUAGAGAGAGAGGCAGUGUAAAAAGAAAAAGAAAAGAAAAGACAUAGUGUAAUUCUGUACAUUUCUUCCUCUCUUUCAUCUGCUUUUCAUAAACAAAAAUAUAUAUAUAUUUUAGAGCAGUAUCGCAUUCAAGAUUUAACCUUCUUUCUUGUGAAUAAAAAUUAAAAUCAGGAAAUAUAUAAAAACAAAAAACA
Molecule: messenger RNA, 4096 nt
Organism: Penaeus chinensis
Lineage: Eukaryota; Metazoa; Arthropoda; Malacostraca; Decapoda; Penaeidae
Product: telomere attrition and p53 response 1 protein-like
Exons: 5
Coding region: 105-887 (260 amino acids)
Source: RefSeq, a predicted model, not a curated record